Equus quagga is the source of this 2790-nucleotide messenger RNA. It is a transcript of the gene CDCA7, whose product is annotated as cell division cycle associated 7. The transcript has 10 exons. The record is from RefSeq and is a predicted model, not a curated record. Lineage: Eukaryota; Metazoa; Chordata; Mammalia; Perissodactyla; Equidae. The coding region runs from base 84 to 1463 and encodes 459 amino acids. Gene Ontology annotation, cellular component: nucleus. Gene Ontology annotation, biological process: regulation of DNA-templated transcription.
CUCCUCCUGCUCGGUGGGACGCGGCGCGCGCGGCUGCUCCGCUCUCCGCGCUUCGAGCGCCGACCUGGGCGCUCGCCGCCAGCAUGGACGCUCGCCGCCGGCCGCAAAAGGAUCGCAGAGCAAAGAAGAACUUCAAGAAAUUCAGAUAUGUGAAGUUGAUUUCCAUGGAAACCUCGUCAUCCUCUGAUGACAGUUGUGACAGUUUUGCUUCUGAUAAUUUUGCAAACACGAAACCUAAAUUCAGGUCAGAUAUCAGUGAAGAACUGGCAAAUGUUUUUUAUGAGGACUCUGAUAAUGAAUCUUUCUGCGGCUUUUCAGAAAGUGAGGUGCAAGAUGUGUUAGACCAUUGUGGAUUUUUACAGAAACCAAGGCCAGAUGUCACUAACGAGCUGGCCAGUAUUUUUCAUGCCGACUCUGACGAUGAAUCAUUUUGCGGUUUCUCAGAGAGUGAGAUACAAGAUGGAAUGAGACUGCAGGCGGUGCAGUCAGACCGUGCGGGCUGCAGGACCCGCAGCCAGUGUAGACGGGCCGGGCCUCUCCGGGUGGCGAUGAAAUUUCCAACGCGAAACACCAGGGGGGCAGCCAACAAAAGAGCAGCACCCCCCGAACCCUCGGAGAAUUCUGUGACCGAUUCCAGUUCGGAUUCAGAAGAUGAAAAUGGCAUGAAUUUUUUGGAGAAAAGGGCUUUAAAUAUAAAGCAAAACAAAGCCAUGCUUGCAAAACUGAUGUCAGAAUUAGACAGCUUCCCCGGCGCGCUCCCCGGACGGCGUUCCCUCCCGGGCCCCCGUGCAGUAAGUCAAUCAAAGACACCCCGAAGGCGUACGUUCCCAGGUGUUGCUUGCAGAAGAAACCCUGAGCGGAGAGCGCGUCCUCUUACCAGGUCGAGGUCCCGGAUCCUUGGGUCCCUUAGUGCUCUACCCACAGAGGAGGAGGAGGAGGAGGAGGAGGAGGAGGAGGAUAAGUACAUGCUGGUGAGGAAGAGGAAGGCCGUGGAUGGCUACAUGAACGGAGAUGACGUGCCCCGAGGUCGCCGCCCGGGGUCCAUGACCCUCCCACACGUAAUUCGACCCGUGGAGGAAAUCACAGAGGAAGACUUGGAGAACAUCUGCAACAACUCUCGAGAGAAGAUAUACAACCGUUCAUUGGGAUCUACUUGUCAUCAGUGCCGCCAGAAAACUAUUGAUACCAAAACAAACUGCAGAAACCCAGAGUGCUGGGGCGUUCGAGGUCAAUUCUGCGGUCCCUGCCUUCGAAACCGUUAUGGUGAAGAGGUCAAGGAUGCUCUGCUGGAUCCAAACUGGCAUUGCCCACCUUGUCGUGGAAUCUGCAACUGCAGUUUCUGUCGGCAGCGAGACGGGCGGUGUGCAACCGGGGUCCUUGUGUAUUUAGCCAAAUACCAUGGCUUUGGGAAUGUGCAUGCUUACUUGAAAAGUCUGAAACAGGAGUUUGAAAUGCAAGCAUGAUAUCUGGAAGAUCCACUACCUGCCUUCCACUGCGCAUAUCUUCCUUGUUAAAGUUUUCAAUUUUGUCAUGCGAUUGAAACCCAAGUUAACAAUUUUGAUGAUCAGUCUUUUUUAUAGGAAACUCAAAUCAAGUUAAUCUCACUAGAUGUCCUAGUGUUUCUGAGCAUCACAGAGGUAUAUUGCUAGCUCUACUUUGCCCUCUUGCAAUUUCUCCUUUGCUUUCCCCCACCCCUCACCCCAUACCACCCGCCUCUCUCUAUUUCCAGUGGUCUCUCCCACCAUUUAGUUUCUGGAUUCUUCUUACAUGACAAUUUUAUGAACACAUGUUUGAUUUAAUUGGUGUUGAAAUAGCCCCGGAAUCCACCCAUAAAACCAAGCACUUAGGUAGAAACACAGUUAUUGGUGUUAACUAACUACAUCUAUUGAAUUCCAGACAACAGCCCUAACUAGUUUACACAAAAACGAGUAUGGUUUAAUGUUCAUACUAGUUGACAUUUUUUUUUUUAACAGAAUCAAGGCACAAAAGUCUUAAAACCAUGUGGAAAAAUUAGGUAACUGUUGGAAAGUGGAGUCUCUUACUUUAGAUGCCUCUCCUGAGAAUAUUCCAUGUUUUAUGCUUAUAAUAUUUGUCACAGUUGAGACUUAGGUGCUGCUAUUUACUUCCACCACGAGGUUACGCAUGGCAUGUGGCACACACAGUCAGGACCACGAGGGUUGUGGGCAGUGCUGGACUUGAAAUCAUUGUAUAGAAAAGACAUCUUGGGGAAUUAGGAUGAUGAGGCUUCACCAUCCUAGGGGAAGAGAAGAGGCUGAUUUGAAUUCAUGGUGUAAGACCUCAGUAUCAUGGUAGUUUGCCAAGUUUAUUUCAGUUGACCAUGUAAAAUUUUUCAAAUUCUUGAUCAUUUUGCAUGGAAAAUUGAUAGUAAUUCCAGCCUACAAUUUGCAGUGUUUGCUUUCUUGAAGAAAUUAGAAGCUAGGCGCAGGGUUCGUGUUCAGGUUUUAAGCACUUUUAGAACAAUGAGAAGUGCCUUUUUGGAGAUGGGUGACCUUUGGCAGUUUGUUAACUUGAUGUCUCUGCCAGCUGAGUUUCUGGGCAGAUUUCCUGUGUUGUCUCCCCUCCUCUCUUUUUUGCAUUAAUCAAUCGUGUGGUAGAGGUGGACUCUGAGUGUCUGUGUGUCUCUUUUGCUUUGCAUGUGCACCCUGUUGGCUGUGCCUGUUCUGGGUUUGAUGCAUAAUUGGACCUUGAAUCAAUAAAUGUAAAUAGAGCUUUUGAUCUGUAAUGCUUUUAUACAAAGUUUUUUAUUUUAAUAAUAAAACGUUUCUUCUA